Mytilus trossulus (common blue mussel) is the source of this 1644-nucleotide messenger RNA. RefSeq names its product dipeptidyl peptidase 2-like. Bases 20 to 1468 code for a protein of 482 amino acids. Gene Ontology annotation, cellular component: vesicle. Gene Ontology annotation, molecular function: dipeptidyl-peptidase activity; serine-type exopeptidase activity. The record is from RefSeq and is a predicted model, not a curated record. Gene Ontology annotation, biological process: proteolysis. The transcript has 12 exons. Lineage: Eukaryota; Metazoa; Mollusca; Bivalvia; Mytilida; Mytilidae.
AUGACAUCAAUAAUAGAAAAUGGCAGCGCCCAUGCAGCUUGUUGUCGGUUUAGCUAUAGUUUUUUCAUGUGUGCAAACCAUUGUACAGGGAAAUGGUUAUAAAGUACAACCAUACAAGGAGUCAUACUUUGAUCAAUUUGUAGAUCAUUUUAAUUUCCUUUCAUUUGGUCAACAAAGGUUUAAACAGAGGGUUCUUACUCAAGAUAAAUGGUGGAAGAGAGGCUCUGGUCCAAUAUUUUUCUAUACAGGAAAUGAAGGACCAAUUGAUGAAUUCUGGGAUAAUACUGGAUUCGUAUUUGAUAUAGCCCCAGAGUUUGGUGCACUUGUUGUAUUUGCAGAACAUAGAUUUUAUGGGAAGUCCAUGCCAUUUCCGAGUGACAAUUUUAAUUCCAAAAACGUAGGCUUAUUAACUAUAGAACAAGCUUUAGCUGAUUAUGCUGUAUUGUUGACAUCGCUGAAGAAAUCAUUGAAUGCCACAGGAUGUCCGGUUAUAGCUUUUGGUGGCAGUUAUGGAGGGAUGCUGAGUGCAUAUAUGAGGUAUAAAUAUCCUGGUAUUAUUGCAGGUAGUAUAGCUUCCAGUGCCCCUAUUUAUCUUCUAGAUCCAAAUUUUCCAAAGACAUUCUUCUGGAAAACUGUUACAAAGGAUUUCAACGAUGCAUCUUCCAAAUGUGUAGGAAAAGUUAGAGAUGCAUUCAGUAUAAUGAAUGCAACAGCUGCGAAAGGAGAUUUCAGUACAAUAUCUUCUAAGUUUCAUCUGUGUAAUAAACUGACAGAUCUAGUCCAAUAUCGUCAUUUGUUACUAUGGAUACGGAAUGCUUUUGGGUCAUUGUCAAUGAUGGACUAUCCUUAUCCAACAGACUUCUUAGCAAAUCUACCUGCAUAUCCAGUUAAGGAGGCAUGUAAUUAUUUGAUGGCAGAAGAGGAUUCCGUUGUAGGACUUUCAAAGGCGGCAGGUUUGUUUUACAAUGGUACAAAUGGGUCUCUGAAAUGUUUCGAUAUAUUUUCGGAGUAUAUAGAAUGUGCUGAUCCGACUGGAUGUGGAACUGGAGAUGCUGGCGCGGCAUGGGAUUAUCAAGCUUGUACCGAGGUAAGACUUCCUCAAGGAACAGAUGGUACAACAGAUAUGUUUCCAGUCCUUCCAUUCACAGACGAAAUAAGACAAAAAUAUUGUUAUAAACGUUGGGGAGUAGUACCACGAGAUGCAUGGGGAGAUGUACAACUGAUUAAUUUAGAUCUGAAAGGUGCUAGUAACAUAGUAUUUGCUAAUGGAAACUUGGAUCCAUGGAUGGGAGGCGGGGUGUUGUCAACCUCAAAUCCAGGAAUAAAAGUUAUAUUAAUUGAAGGUGGAGCUCAUCAUUUAGAUUUAAGAAGUGCCAAUCCCAUGGACCCAGCAAGUGUUAAACAAGCACGUGUAGUGCAGAAACAACAAAUACAACAAUGGAUAAAUCAGGGAGGACAACACAUCUAAUACAUACAUGUAACAAACAUGAGAGUCAAAAAGACAAAUGGUGCUUAUAAAACCUCCGAAGAUAUAGUUCAAUUAUAUAACAGUAAAACUUGUUGUAUUUUAUUUCAUUUGGCAUUUAUCAUUGAUCUCAAUCUGUUAUCAUUUUCUUAAUAAAUAAAAGUUAUAACUUAAAAAUU